GCAAUGCAUCAUGGUCGCUGGGGAGCGGAGUGCUGCCAUUUUUCAGUGGUACCAAAGCAAAAGCAGACGGACAGACGUGUUGUGAAAGCCACUGGAGGGAAACUGAUCGGGACAUGAUGGCCAGUGGUGUCCAGCCGAGUGUCCGAAGCGGGCCGGUCGAAAGUGCGCGUCGCUCUUUUCGGUGGCAGUGAUUUCGCGUGAGUUCCGAGUGCUUUUCAUUUCGUCCGAGCAGCUGAAGAGGAGGAGUGCUGUGUGGGUUGAGCCGUCGCUCUUCUGCUCGCGAAUUUAUCGUGCGUCGCCCUUCGAACGCCCUGUGGCGCGGAAAAGCCCUUAACCUUCCAUGGCGGUGCCCUGGCAGCCGGAAAAUCGAGUUUGAAGUCGCUGUUCCUCAGCAGGAUGUGCACAAACAGGUGAUCAGCAGUGACCUCGCGUUGAGUGCUCGUGGUGCGUCACCCUGGAAAUGUUCACCCUCAGGUCGUGGAGCAACGCGACACACGGAAAUGGACUCGCUCUCCGCCUACCCCUGUUGCAGCAAGGCAACGGCCAACGGCCCCUCGCCCGCCGCGGCCAUGCACCAGACUGCUAAGCAGCACGAUGCCCACCUUAGCCAUCACCACCACCAAUCCCUUGGUGGUCACCACCACCAACACCAUCCUCUGCAUCACCAGAACCCCGCAAACAACCCCGUAGUCUUCUACGUGCCCAAUCAGCAGCAAAACGGGGCCUCCCACUAUGGUGGGCCCCACCAAAACCAGAAUCACUAUGGGGAACACCAACCCCAGCCCAAUCACUACGACUACCACCACACGUCGGUGGCCAACUACAAUCCCGCACCAUAUCAGGGCCAGCAGCAGCCCGUGGAGAAGCAGAAACAGCCCAAUUACCCCUCGAUAUACAAUAACAACUCUAAACUGAACCUCUUCCAGCCAUUUUACUCAGGCAACAUUUACGAAGAAGCAAACAAGACUCUGGAAUCCGGCGGUGGUGACUUCAGUGGCCCAGCGUGCAGCUACACGGUGGCCAAUUCGGCCAACUCUCCUCCGGGCGGCGCCCUCAGCACCUCGUCCGGCUACUUCUCCUCCAACUCGUCGUCGCCGUCAACCUCCAGCUCGGUGCGUUCGACCUCCCGUUGCGACUCAGCCAGGUCAGUUGAGUCGAGUUGCAGCAGCACCGACAGCGGCGUCGACAACAACUUCCCCCACACGUAUGGUGUCGGUCCCGCCACCAUCCCCACCUCUUCUUCUUCGCAGAACAACAACAACAACAACUUUGUGUUGGUGCCGGUGAACUCAAGUUCGGCGCUCCCGUCGUACCCGCCUAACGUCCCGGUGACCAGCAGCCCCUUGACAUGUAUGCAACCGCAACCGCAGCAGAGACUGCAGAACGCACCCGUUGGUGGCGCCAGUGUCGGUGGUGCGAAUAAUAAUGUGAUGUUAAACCAGCAGCAGCCGCAACAACAACAGCAGAUGCAGCCGCAGCACCCGCCGCAGCCCAAGCAGACGCGGACAGACAUUGCUGUGCCCUACGGCUGGCGGCGGCUGCUCGUCAACAAUACCAUCGUCUAUGUUAGUCCUAGUGGUGCCGAAAUCUGUUCCCGUGAGGCAGCCCGUCAGUACCUGAUAACCCCUGGCAACUGCAAGUGUGGCCUGGAGUGUCCUUUGCACCUUGACAACGUCUUCUGCUUCGACCCCAAGGUGACAAACAGGGCCUGGCCUCUGAUACCUGACCCGUCAGACAACACAAGGCUGUGCAACCACAAGAGAAAGCAGCAAGUGCCGGCCGCCUUGCUCGCCUCUGCCCCCGGCGGCCCUCGCAGCCCCCUUCACAGAAACCUGAUCCCCAACCCUGCCAAAGAUGGGCAGCAGUGCCAGCAGCUGGUCAACGUCGGCGGAGGCAGGAAGAAGCGGCGGAAGGUGGAGGCGGCCGCGGCGUCGGCGUCGCCCUACGACCGCAAUUUGGUGUCGCAAAUUUUGGCCCAGAGAGAAAGACUUGAAAAUCAGCAGCCACUAACUGCAGCGGCGCCGACCGCACCAACACCAAACCCGCUCGAGCUCCCACAAGCCAACGGCAAGCCCGAGAAAGUGCCAAGGGUCUGGGACACCAGUUCAAUGGCGCCGCAACAGACGCCUCCACACUCGCUCCCAGCAGCGCCGCCUCCGCAAAUGCCACCCCCACAUUACACACAUCACCACCCCAUCCCCCAUCUGCAACCUCAGGGUCCAUCGAGGAUCUCGUGCCAUCCGAGCAUGAUGAAUCCUCAGCAGCAGCAGCAACAACAACAACAACAUCCAACCCAAAACCAACAAGCGCCGCAACAACCACCCCAGUAUCGAGGUUUCCCGCCUCCGCCGCCGCCCCCGAGACCAAACUACAGUCAGAACCUUCCAUUCCCCACCUCGCAAGUAGAGGCGCAGAAGCAGUUCCAGGAGCACCACAACCACAUGCAAAGUCGGGGGCAGCCGCAGCGACUGCCGCCCCCGCCCUACAUUUAUCCACCCACCUCUGGGGGCGGUUUCUACCCUCAGCAGCAGCAAGUGCCGGAAAAGCAGUGGCAGUACGAAAGGGAGACGCACCAGAUGGCCUGGGACGACCUGGCCAAGCGGAAAAAACUCAAGGCCAAGAAAGCCAAGAGGGAAACACCACCUGUAGAAGGUCACCGGCCCCUGCCGGAGAUGACCCCUGUCGGAGCCGCCCCCUCCUUCAUGGAGGACCCCAACGGCUACCUGGCGCAACAGACUGCCCUCUUGAACUCGACCAUCUUGAGGCCGCAGAAUUUCCCGCCCCAACCGACACCCCCACCGCCCCCUCAGGCCCCCAACCUGGCGGUCCCGACCGUUUCGAGCGCCGCCCCUUCACCCAUCACGACAAGCACCUCAAGUACUACUACCCCUAUAGCCCCGGCGCCACCACCGCAGCAGGCGGCCAAGGCUGUGCCCUUGCCGAGCAACGUCACCCUGCCCAAGGGGCUGAACAGGACGCCGCCGGCCGCCUCUACUUGUGGCAAUCAAGCACCUGCGGCCACCGAAAGCGCUCCUGCUGCGCCCGACAGCGCUUCUGAAUGUCACGCGUGCACUUUGAUCAAGGAGGAGAGCCAACCCGCUGUCACCUCUACGGCCAGUCCUGACCCUAAAGGACCUAUUCAAGGAGGAACAGUCAGUACCAGUCAGGAGCAGCAGGAGAACAAAGUGGAGGCGCCGGCCGUGGCGACGAGCACCCCUACCAAAUCACCACUGGAAAUGGUACAGAGCGUUGUGAGCAGCAUCCAGGUGCCUCCCAAGCUGGCAACGGCGACGCCACUCACCCUGACCGCACCCUCAGGAGGCACCGACCUCAAACUACCCCCGGGUCACAUUUUCGUCUCUUCAAACGGCCAGCAACUUAUCUUCCAGGGUGCGGCACAGAAACUCGCCCCUUCACCGCAGCACACAAAUGCGAACGUCUUGUCUGCCCUUCAGCAGCCGAUGAUGCAGCUGGUCAACACCCUUCCCUGCAACACACCCCUGCUGCUCCACCAACCCUUGCAGCAGACGGUGACCGUCGAAGGUCCUCUUUUGGCCGCCCUGCCGGCCGAGGACCCGAAGAAAAGGGCUAAGAAGCGGCGACCCAUCCAGCAGGCACCUGCGCCGCAGCAAAUCCAACAACACACCCCUCAACCCCAACAGCAGCAAAUCCUGCAGAGUCCGUUGUUCAUGCAAAACUUCCAGCAACCCCUCCUGCAGACCCUCACCAUUCUCCCGAACAAGCAGCCACAGUUCUUGUUGCCGCAGCAGGGGGCCAGUCAGCAACAGUCGCCCCUCGGCGCCAACCCCAUCAACCUGAUUCAACCCCUGAACCUCUUGAAUGGCACCAACUUCAUGUCUAACCUCCCCUCCAUCCAGACCCUGGUCGUCCCGAGUCUGCAAGGCAUGAUGAUGAGCACCCUGCCCGAUGGCACUCUCAUCCCCACCGACGGGGGUGGUGGAACGGUGCAGCUGCAGCUGCCCAAUCAGUUCCUGAUGCAGUCGCAGUUUGGCCAGCAGAACUUGAUCUCCGCCCCACAAAUGGUCAUCAGGGCCCCCGCACCGCAGAUUGUAAACAAAAUCACAGCGACGGGACAGGUUGGCCAGUUGAUUUCCCCGCAGUCGCAAUUUCUGGGCUUCCAACAGACCCUGAACGGACUGACCAUGAUGAGCCAUCCAAAGCCACCUGAACAGCAACAGCAGUUCAUCAUGAAUGUGAACGGGCAGCCUAUGAUCAUCCCCUGCUCAGCAAGUGUCACUCCGACCACCCAGAGCGCCACCCUGCUUCACCAAAACACCACCAUAGUGCAGCAGCAGACGACGACGGCCCUUGUAGCUGCGGCCAACAACCAUGCCCAGCAGCAACCUGUACAGGUGAAUCCCCUGAUCCUCAAGCAGUUUCAAGACUUGACAGGGCCGCUGCUCUUGCAGCAGAAACAAUCAGUGUCCACGCAGACGGCGGCUCAGGCGGCAGCGGCCCUGUUGCCCACCAUGGUGCAAAUCCCGACGAGUAUUUACAACAGCCCCCCUCUGGAGCAAAUGCCCCCCGACACAACCACCUCGUCGCCCAUCUCGGAGCCCCUCAAAUCUCUGACGCCCCUGAACACCGAAUGUGGGGUGACCAGCUCCGAAGCUGACCCUGCUGACCACUCCACUUUCAGCUGGGUCACCAAGGUUGACGAGAUCACCGUCGAGAGCUCCACCAUGCUGGACAAAAGCAGGCCCUUAAAGCGGAAACUCGAGGAAGCACCUUCAAACCCCCUUCAACAAGACCGCAAGUGUGUUGUGAGGCAAGGCGACCUGGUGUGGGGUCCUUUCAACGGGUCGCCCUCGUGGCCCGGCAAAUUGGUGUCCCUGAGCGAGACGCUCGAGGGCGGCGGCGCCCCCUCCAAGAGCAAGGGGUGGGUGCGCUGGUUUGGGUCCACUUUGCACUCCCAAAUCGAGCUAAAUUCCCUGAAAAGUUUGUCUGAAGGCCUCGAGGCUCACCACACGGCCACUAAGAAGCUCCGCAAGGGCAGGAAAAUGAACCAGCAGCUGGAAAAGGCCAUUCAAGAAGCGAUGAGCGAGCUGGACAAAUUGACGGCAAACAAGCAGCAAGCUAACAAAAAGAAGUCUUUAAGAUGACAACUGAAUCGGAAUCUCUCCAGUCUUUUCACUCGUCGUUGUGCUACUUUCCCUUAAUUUUCAUUAGUAAUUUUUAGUUUUUAUUAACCCCCAGUAAUAACGUCAGGUGAUGGUACCAAAAGUAAUUUAACUUGUUUUAUAGUCUUUUUUUUCUUAAAGGAAAACACAAAAACCAGAUAAUUUUUAACAAAUUUUUUAAGCCUUCUUAAUUCUCCUCAAAGAGUUGCUACUGAAAGUUGCUUUUAAGUACACAAAAUUUAAUGAUUUGUGUCUCUAGUCAGAAGAAAUAUUAUUCUUGCUUUUAUUCUACUGUUUUAUAUUAUUUGUUCUACUUUUAGUGUAAAUUGAAAAGUGAAACGAUCAGAGCCGCUUAGAUCUGAUUGGGAAUAAAGAAGUCUUUGCUGUAAAUGUAUAAAUAAUUAAAAAUGAGAAAGUACGUUAUUAUUUGCGACAAUAAGUGGCUACUACUAACUAAUACACACAAAGCAAACAACUACUGGGUGAAUGGAGGCGAAUUUCGCCAAUUUAAUGGACACUCACUGUAUCCUCUGUAAAUACGGUUGAUUAUAUGCUUGUGGAGAAAAAUCACUUAUAUGUAAUUUUGUGUAAAAAAUCCCUGGUUUUGAUUGUUUGAUAACGUGUUGUCAUUUGCAUAAUAUUUAUGCACAGUUCUCCGAGUUUGUAAAACACUGUUUAAUUUUAAUUAGAAAAAAAAUGUGAACGAAAUUACUCAAUGCUGUGAGUGUAUUCUGUUUUGUUGAAAAAAAUGAAAAUGAAUUGGUUGUAAACUAAAAUUCUUGAAAUAGCUUGAAGCUAUGGCCAAGUCAAUUGAUCAGUUAUUUGGUUUUUACCUGUACAAAAGGCAGCAGUCAUUACAAAGUUUGUUAGGUUUUCAAAAUCGAGCACUACUCGCGUUUCGUUUUCACUAAUCAAAGUGAGAGAAAAUUAAAAAUUGAGAAUUGUAUUAGCCGUCCAAUGUGCAUAAAUUAUUUGUAAGGGUGAUUUGCGGGUAUAUAGAGGAGAGGACAAUGAAAAACAUCACACAAAGAGAAUAAAAAUAAGUAGGUCUGUUCCGAGGGAGGAUUUCAGUUUCGCCGACUGGAAUUUUCUCUCUUUUUUGUCGUAAUUAACCGUGCGUAGUGAUUUCAGUUUUGUCGCGGCGUGUAUUGUUCCUAAAAAAAAUGAAGGGAGAUUUUUGAGGGUUCGUUACUGCACACUGUAUCGCCAGAGAGUCGACGAGAAACCCCCACUCUGCUUUAAUAUUCGGAAUCCUAAAGAAAUCGAUUGUUGUUGAGUACUUGCGAUAAAUUAUAUGGGCGCAUAUGAUUAUUCAGAGUAUAGAACGAAAAUGAAAAAAAAAAACACUAUAAUGAGAUUAAAAUCAACACGAUUUGAACUUGUGUAAGCGUAGAAGUUUUUAGCCGACGAAAAUUAUAAAUUAAUGAAAUUGCAACUUCGCGAGAAAGGUCUGAAACAAAAACUACGAAGAUGUAUUUUUUAUAUCCUGAGAAAAGAUGAAAACUAAAAUUAUUAACUCCUGGAAAAAAUUAUAGUGCAGGCGUAGUUGAAUAAAUAAUAAUGAAAAAAGUAUUGUACGAACAAAAGUUGUUAGUUGUCUCGUUCGGCUGAUAAAAAAUAUUGGGUAACGAUACGGAGCGGGAUAAAUUAAAAUUCAUCACAAACACGCGCAAAACAGUGUUAAGAAGUGUGUACGCAGAUAAUGACUCUAUUCACACGCCUAAUGAGUAAUAAGUGGUCGAGUAAUAAUGCGAAUCCCUGGUGGAUAUUUGGGGUUAAAGAAAAAAUUUGUUAAAAUGAAUUGAUCGAAUAAUCUCUGUCUCCGACGUCAUUUAAGCUGUACCGUAAUAUGAAGAAAACUAUAUAUCAAUGUUGUUAUCUGAAUACAAAAGUAAUAUGGCCCAACGAUUCAAAGUAAAUAAAAAAUAACACAUUGUGCACUGCUGGCUCUAUUUAAAUUGAGAAUCUACCGGUAUCAUUAGCUAUUAUAAUUAUAUAUACUUUACGAGGAAACCCGAUGUGCUUAUGUGUUGCUUAGUGAGACCAUUCAGUUAUCUUUAUUACUAAAAUCAUCAAAGUUUGCCAUACUUAAUUGCAUUUCUUUUAUAUACGUGUUUUUAGUUUUUAAAACGUGAUUUUUAUCAAUUCACCACGAUCGCACCACAUUUCCCUUUAAAAUUAUGUAUCUGCGUAGCGUGCAUUGUCCAGUUUGAAACACCGACUUUUUAGUUGAAACAAAGUUCUUUAUUUUAGUUUUCCCAAAAAAAUUUUACUGGCAUACUUAAUUAAUACAUGUAUAUGUAUUUAUAGAUAGGCGAAAAAUGAAUGAAAUGAUGUUUAUUGCCAGAGUUUAUUGUAAUAUAUCCUCGAUAUUACCUAUUAAUGAUAAAAUAUACUUUAACCAUUGCUGUAUAUUUAUGGAAAAGCUUAUUAUAUUCUCACAUGAUGAAAACAAAACUCGUGUUUUAUUGAAGUAUUC
Messenger RNA from Neocloeon triangulifer, 7620 nucleotides. RefSeq names its product methyl-CpG-binding domain protein 5-like. Lineage: Eukaryota; Metazoa; Arthropoda; Insecta; Ephemeroptera; Baetidae. Gene Ontology annotation, cellular component: chromocenter; nucleus. Bases 501 to 5123 code for a protein of 1540 amino acids. The record is from RefSeq and is a predicted model, not a curated record. The transcript is spliced from 12 exons. Gene Ontology annotation, molecular function: DNA binding; chromatin binding.